AGCUUUAUAUUUCUAGCAAAUUGACCACCAUCGGGUGCGCCAUAUAUAUAAGGUUAAAAUCCAAGAUUUUGGUUACGUUAUAUAAGGCCCAUAUAGUAUUUUACUUUGGUCGACUUGUAGUUGGGGUAUACUGUCGCGACAUGAACGCAUAGAAUACCGACUCAAUAUCGUCCAAUUAGAUCCAGGAAAUAUUGUAUGAUUAUAUUUGGUGUAUUACUGUACUUAUUUUGACAAAAUGGUGCAAAAUCCAGCUCAAACUGAGCUGACUCCCGAUGAAGACAGCAUUAGGAUGAUGUUGACCUGCAAGGUCCACAUUGGUACUAAGAAUGUCGAGAACAAGAUGAAGAACUACGUUUUCACUAGGACACAGGAGGGUGUUCACCUGAUUGACUUGUCUUGGACUCUUAAGAAAAUCAAGCUUGCUGCUAGGGCCAUUGUUGCGGUCACUAACCCUGCUGAGGUGGUUGUUGUAUCUGCCAGGCCUUACGGUAGCCGUGCCAUUCUUAAGUUUUCUCACUAUGUAGGCUCGCAGCCCAUUGCUGGUAGCUGGGUUCCAGGUACCCUUACUAACCAGAUCACCCAGAAGUUCAUUGAACCUAGAUUGAUGAUCGCCACUGACCCAAGGACUGAUGCCCAGGCUUUGAAGGAGUCUUCCUAUGUCAAUGUACCCGUCAUCGCUUUAUGUGACACUGACUCUCCUCUUCAAUUCGUAGACAUUGCCAUUCCAUGCAACAACAAGGGUAAGAAGUCCAUUGCGUUGAUGUACUGGCUCUUGGCACGUGAGGUACUGUACCUUCGCAACCAGAUUCAGAGGCACCUUCCAUGGGAGAUUAUGGUUGACACCUUCUUCUGGAGGGAUGCUGAGCAGAUGGAAUUGAAGGCUGAGGAGCAGAAGCGUGAGGAAGCCAUGUCAUCACUUCGUCCACCAAUGCCACCAGCAGUUGAGGGUGACUGGAACCAGAUGACCGGAGCCCGCGCCAACGCUGACUGGAAGGUCAUGGCUGGUGGAAACGACGAAUGGGGAAACUUCGUCGACGGAAGGAACAACUGGCAAUGAAAAACCGUUAAAUGCUAAUCUUAAUUGAGAC
Messenger RNA from Babesia bovis T2Bo, 1088 nucleotides. RefSeq names its product putative 40S ribosomal protein S2. The record is from RefSeq and is a predicted model, not a curated record. Lineage: Eukaryota; Apicomplexa; Aconoidasida; Piroplasmida; Babesiidae. Gene Ontology annotation, biological process: cytoplasmic translation; ribosomal small subunit assembly. The transcript has 2 exons. Bases 236 to 1057 code for a protein of 273 amino acids. Gene Ontology annotation, cellular component: ribosome; 90S preribosome; cytosolic small ribosomal subunit. Gene Ontology annotation, molecular function: structural constituent of ribosome.